AUGUCAUCAAUAACGUCCAAAACCCAAAUUACGGAAAAAAUAAUCCAAUUAUUAAAAACAUUACCAAAAGAUAGAUUAAAACAUUACGCAUCAUUUAAAGAUUCACAACUUCAGAGAUUUGAAAAUACACAAAUAGUACAAGAUAUAUCAGAAAAAGAUUUGAAAUUACAAUAUAUAGCUUUGAAAGAGCUUGUGAAUGAUAAAUAUAAAAAUUAUUAUAAAUUAGAUGAUAAAUUAUUAAAACCUAAGGGAAAUCCUGAUUAUUAUAAUAGAUUAAUUAGUGAGAUUAAAGGUGAAAAAAAGGAGACGUUAUUUACUGCUAUUAGAACUGUUAGGACAUUACAAGGAUCCAAACCAUUACAAUCACUACUAACAAUUUCUGUACUUCUACUGAUUUACUUACUAUAUCAUUUCAAUGUAUUUUGGUUCUUAAAUUCAUCAUCUACAUCAACACCAGAAGAAAUUAAUUCAUUACUACAAAAUAAAGAUACAAAUAUAGUAGCCUUAAAGAAAACAGAAUUGACUAAUCAAGGUAUACAAAAGCCAUACUUAGAUGAUUCAUUAUUUCAUGUACGUAAUUGGAAUUUGAAAGGAAACACGUUUGUUGAAAAUGAUAAAUAUAUUAGAUUAACCUCUACUGCACCUCAUUUAGCUUCAAAUAUGUUUAGUAAAAAUCCAAUAGAAGCAGAGUCUUUUGAAAUGGAGUUGACGUUCCAUAUACAUAAUGAAGAUGCAAAACAUGGAUUGGUGGGGGAUGGAUUAGCAGUUUGGUUUUUAGAUAAACCUUCUGAUAUUGGUGAUGUUUUUGGAAUUGAAAAUAAUUUUAAUGGGUUAGGAAUUAUGAUGGAUACGUAUAAAAAUGGUAAACGUGGGACUUUCCCCUUUGUGAAUUUAAUGUUGGGUGAUGGUUCUACUUAUUAUAACAAGGGAACAGAUGGGUAUGAAACUAGAUUAGCUGGAUGUACUGCUAAAGAUCUUUUAAAUCCAGCUUCAAAGGAGACAAAAAUGAGGUUAGUAUAUAUCAAAAAUGGUUACUUAUCAAUAGAUUUCAAUUAUUACGGGAAACAUGAAGAUUGGACAAACUGUGUUACAUUAACAGAUGUUAAAUUACCCCACAUCAAGUACUUGGGAUUAAGUGCAGAAACUGGUCAAUUAUUUGAAAAUGUUGACGUGAUAGAAAACAAAAUAUUUGCAUUAUUUAAACCAGAUGGUACAUUUGUUGAAAGUAUAGAUGAAUUGGAUGAUUUAAUAAAGGAACAAAAUGAAUACGAUGAAGAAGCUAGCUCGUUAAACGACAUAAAUCAAAAAGUUGAGAAUAUAAAAUCAAAAACUGGUGGUCGAAAUAGAGCAUUCAAAAGAAAAUUAAGUACUCAACGAAGAAGAACACUAAAGAGAUUACAAAAUGCUGAAAAAAGAAUAAAGCAAAGGGAAAAGCAAGCAAGGUUGGAGAAAUAUGGUGAUGAAGACGCUACUUUUUUCAAGAGAUUGUUCAGUAGGUUGUUAUGGUGUCUUAAAAUUAUAAUUUAUAUCGUCAUAUUUGUAAUUUUAAUUUGGUUUGGAUUGAUUAUUUAUAGAGUUCAAAAACAAAAACGAAAACUGAAAAGUACUGGAUUAUUAGAUUGA
Messenger RNA from Lodderomyces jiufengensis, 1623 nucleotides. RefSeq lists its product as uncharacterized. Gene Ontology annotation, biological process: Golgi organization; endoplasmic reticulum organization; endoplasmic reticulum to Golgi vesicle-mediated transport. Gene Ontology annotation, cellular component: endoplasmic reticulum-Golgi intermediate compartment; Golgi membrane; endoplasmic reticulum membrane. The transcript is spliced from 2 exons. Gene Ontology annotation, molecular function: D-mannose binding. The record is from RefSeq and is a predicted model, not a curated record. Bases 1 to 1623 code for a protein of 540 amino acids. NCBI's taxonomy places the organism in Eukaryota, Fungi, Ascomycota, Pichiomycetes, Serinales, Debaryomycetaceae.